Callorhinchus milii (elephant shark) is the source of this 1514-nucleotide messenger RNA. RefSeq lists its product as uncharacterized. Bases 463 to 1176 code for a protein of 237 amino acids. The transcript has 7 exons. Gene Ontology annotation, molecular function: calcium ion binding. Lineage: Eukaryota; Metazoa; Chordata; Chondrichthyes; Chimaeriformes; Callorhinchidae. The record is from RefSeq and is a predicted model, not a curated record.
UUCACUGUCUUGAAAGUACCUGGCUUACAUUCUCGAUCGCAUUUCAACUCCUUUGGUUCCCCUCCGCCUGUUUGUCCAGUAUAAACCGGGUGCUUUUGUGAAUCAACAAUUGAAUGGAUUGUGGAUUGAUAUGUAAAUACCAGUCAGAGUCUAAGGUCCAUGUUCUGCGCCAAAUCAGGUUGGAGUCAAGUUCCCGGACAAGGGCUGACGGACACAUCCAUUAGCUGGUUAAACAUCAACCCUGCACCAUGGAUACUUGACUUGGUUCCAAUUGCUCUCCCUCUUGCAGCUGGUCUCCUAGGAGCUUAGUUGACCACAAUAGCAAGCUCUCUGGGUAACAGAAGGAACCCGAUCACGCCAGCGCCUGGUGCAAAGCUCUGCUGUUAAUGUGAACAUUAGGAUCUCAUUGUAGCGGUUCUGAAUUAAGUUCAACUGGACUGAAUCCAAUGCAAAAAAACACACAUGUCCUCAACACUUUGGAGUUGGUGCAACAGGUCUGCAGCCGAAAGGAUCCACAAGCUGAACAGUCGCCUGAAAAAGGCUGCGCUGCAGAAGGAAAGGAAACUAGUCACGGAAGAGUCACAAAGCGGAACAGUGAAGACCAGGGCUCGAUUGUGUGACAGGGAGCGCUGCAAAUACGCAAUGGCUCAUGACAACACUGUGGAGGCUAAAGAGCAAGGGAACCCCAGCACAGUUCCCGCAGUGAGCUUCUCCAAACUUGGCGUUCGGUUUGACCUCCCGAUGGAUCUUCAGCUGCUUGAAGGCAUGUCACCCUCUGAAUAUUUAAGGAGUCACUGCAGGUGUGACCAGGAUUUAUGCAACUUGUUUAAGGCUGCAUUUACGCAGCAUGACAAGGACAAAGAUGGGCUCAUUAACGUGAAGGAACUGGAGCAGGCUCUGCUGUCUGUUUACACUCUGCACAAAGACCACACCAACAGGCUGUGGCACUUGCUGAAAGCGGAUGACAAGUUGCAAGUGGAUCUGAACUUAUUUGUGGCUGUUGGUUCCUUGACGUCCAGGAUCUUGGAGAAGGAGCCGAGAAACUCGGCUAUCAAACCGGAAUCCAUCGGAGGCAAGGAGUUUCUGGAGAAAGCGGAUUUCUUCAAUCUGGAGUGGCGACUUUCUGAGACCAGGAUCGGAGCUGACCUGAGGAACCUCCUCUUCUAUUUGCUUUAAGAGUAAAGCAGAGCGGGGUGGUGAUGGGGGGGUGGGAAAGAGGUGGGGAAGAGAGGGGUGAGAGGGGAAGAGAGAGGGGAGGGGGGAAAGAGGGACAAAUUUGCAGUAGUCUGACACAGACUCCACUCCUUGUUUGAGGAAUGUGUUUUGAAAUAUUUCUUCCCCUACCCUCACGCCCUGCCCCAAAUGUGUCAGGGAUCAGUUUUGAGUUCAGAAAGUGGGGUGUGGGCGAGUUGUGGGGGUACUAACUUGCCAUUCACCUUGUGCCUGUUUGUGAGAACUUGUUGUGCACAAAAAAGACUGCCGUCUUUGCGAAUUAAAAGUUUCACUGCAUUUGA